Molecule: messenger RNA, 818 nt
Organism: Durio zibethinus
Lineage: Eukaryota; Viridiplantae; Streptophyta; Magnoliopsida; Malvales; Malvaceae
Product: sm-like protein LSM3B
Biological process (GO): mRNA splicing, via spliceosome
Molecular function (GO): RNA binding
Source: RefSeq, a predicted model, not a curated record
GAUACGAUUAAACCGGGUCUACCAAAUGUAUUCGGGUCCGUCAAUAUACUGUUUUGUUGUUAUUAUCACUGUCUUUCAGCCCCUUCGUUUUCUGUUACCGUGGAAGGAAGGAGCGACAGAUAGGAAGAGAAUGGCAAGCGAGGAAGAGAGCGCAGUGAAGGAGCCUUUGGAUCUGAUAAGGCUCAGCCUCGACGAGCGUAUUUACGUCAAGCUCCGUUCUGACCGCGAACUCCGUGGCAAGCUACAUGCUUAUGAUCAGCAUUUGAAUAUGAUUCUAGGGGAUGUUGAAGAGAUUGUUACAACAGUUGAAAUAGAUGACGAAACCUAUGAAGAGAUAGUUCGGGCUACAAGGCGCAUGGUUCCAUUUCUCUUUGUCAGAGGAGACGGAGUCAUACUGGUUUCUCCACCUCUACGGACUGCCUGAUGAGGAGAAUGAAGUUUCUAGCUCACUUUCUGGGAAGGAAUCACCUUUUGUCAAGUUUACUUCUAAGACCCUCUAAAGGAUUAUUGUUACAUGUUAAGGAACUGUGGAAUAUUUGCACAUUUUGAGAUCAUUAAGCAAUAGACUUUGUUGACAUCUUUGUAUGAUGAAAAAGGGAUAAUGGACCAACGCUUUUCAUUGUCUGCUUAAGUUGAUAAUGUAGACCAUUUGGACAUGGAAUGCCAGUUUUUAGUAGGCAAGGCUACUCGCCAUGACUGAUGAUGGGGAUGAACGAAUGAAAUGGUUUUAACCAUAGAUUAUACUUCAUUUCAAGGUUGAUACUUGACCUGUUUUAUGCAUUUUUUUUACCUGGACAAUUGUAGUGACGGUACUGUGU